AUGGAGGAGCAAGACGAAGCGAAAGGGAGAGACGAAGGAAAGGGAGUAAGGAUUUUGCGUGCUCAGGCACAGUUGACUACUGGCCGUGAAGCGGACAUCAAGUCCGCGGGGCAUUCUGUGGCGCGACCGGGAACCACCACCCCGGAAGCGGCACGAUGCCCUGGUCUAGGCGCUUGCGCCACCCGUCCCUGUGAAGGGACAGAAGAGGGAGGAGACGACUCCGAGAGGCAGAUCCCAAGCGGCAGGGAUCUGGCACUCGGAAUCGAGAAAGAACGCCGGCUGAGCGUGGUACUGUCACGAUGCGACUCACCCGUCACCACGAGAGCGGCUAGCCAGGGGGAGGAGUCAAUGGACUCAGACUCCUCCUGUGCAAGCAUGGUGACGGUCACGUCAGAGAGGUCCGACCUAAGGAGACCGUUCCUUAAAAGGAACCGGUCGGACCCCGAGCUGGAGGACGACUCAGGCGAAUCUGUUGGGUCGCCCCUCAAAGGGGCGGCUCACAAGUCGAAGAGGGGUAGAGGACGCCCGGUGUCAACUGGGAUGUAUGUCGGUCUGGCCGCAGCCAGGGCGGCAUACAACCAAGAACUUGCCGAAAGCAUUCGGCUUAGUGCCGAGGCGGAAGUCGCUGGAGUGGCAAGAGGCGUGAGGGAGGCUAGGGCCUCUCUACAGCCCAGCCCCCAAAUGGAGUCUCAGUCUCCGGAGGAGGCAGAGAAGACGAGCGCCGCCCUCACUGGCAUCGUCAAGGCCUCGCUGGAGACCAUUCUGAUGGUCGCCAGCAAAUCGUCCCAACUAAAAGGGACUUACGUCCGGGCCUUAAAGGAGGCAGCGAAGGGGAUCGAGGAAGCGGUGUCCCUCAUUAGAUCCCGGAACGCUUCGGAGGAGAUCCUGCGCUUGGAGACCGCCAACGCGCAACUGGCGAAGGAAGUGGCUGUCCUGCGCCGCGAUCUGCAGGAGUUGCGGCAGCGACCGGCCCAGUCUCAGGAGCAAAGUCUCCGGCAGCUGCUGGAGGAGUCGGCCCGUGCGAAUGCCGAAAUGUUCGGCAAUAUGUUGAAUGCACGGAUGGCCGGCAUCGAGGGCCGACUCCUUCCAGAGACUCGCGUGCGGCCCCCACUUGCAGCGGACGCCAAAGCUGCCAGGGCAGACCCCGCUCACAAAGAGCCAGCGGGGGCCCCGGUAGCGUCCACCAGCAGUGAUGGCGCUCCUGCGACUGGGUCUAGCCUGGGCCAGCGGCCCAAGAAGGCUAGUAAGGAGGCAGCCAAGAAAACUGGCAAUAGCGGCCAGGCUCCUGCGGAUCCCCCCCUCGUGGGGAAAAAGGCCAAAAAAGGCAAAAAGAAGAAGAGCCUGGCGGCUAAGGAGGCUGCAGAGGCGCGAACUCCGACUGCUUCUGCCCCAACGGCGGAGCAGUGGUCCACCGUUGUUGGCCGUAAGGCAAAAAGCAAGGCGGCCAAAGCGCAGAAAGAGGCACAAAAGCCUCGGCCCACGGCCCCGAAGAAGGCUGUCCUCCGGACACCCAGAACAGCGGCGGUGACGCUGACCCUGGUGCCCGGAGUGGAGGAGAGGGGCGUUACGUACGCCUCUAUCCUCUCCGAUGCCAAGCAGCGCGUCUCCCUCACGGACCUGGGGAUAAACAACGUGAGGUUCCGUAGAGCAGCCACGGGCGCGCGCUUGCUUGAGAUCGGAGGGGAGGACUCGGCGGCGAAGGCGGAUGCGCUCGCCAAGAAGCUGCGAGAAGCUCUCAGCCCUGACGCGGUAAGAGUCGUCCGCCCAGUGAAAUGCGCGGAGAUCCGCGUCACUGGGCUGGACGACUCGGCCGACGCCAUCGAGGUGGUUGAUGCGGUGGCCAGGGAAGGCGGAUGCUCGGCCGAUGACAUCAAACAUGGCCGGAUAGUCGUCGGCCCGAGAGGAGACGGCUCACUGUGGCUCAGUUGCCCGGUCGCGGCCGCCAAGAAGGUGACCGACUCCGGCCGGGUACUGGUCGGGUGGACCUCUGCGAGAGUGAGGCUCCUGGGCUCCAGACCGACACGGUGCUACCGUUGUCUGGAGCCUGGGCAUCUGGGAGUCAAGUGCUCUUGCGAGGUCGACCGAAGCAAGCUGUGCUUCCGGUGUGGCCAGCCGGGCCACAAGGCGCAGGAUUGUGUGGCCGAGCCCCACUGCCCCGUCUGUGCGGCGGCAGACAAACCGGCGGCUCAUUCUGUCGGCGGUGGCGGAUGCAUUUCCGCCGCCAAAAAGCCGAUGGCUAAGGCCCCGAAGAAGGACAAAAAGAAGCCCAAGGCCAAGAAGGCCAGGGGAGAGCGGAUGGACACCAAUUCGUAA
Pectinophora gossypiella (pink bollworm) is the source of this 2313-nucleotide messenger RNA. RefSeq lists its product as uncharacterized. The transcript has a single exon. Gene Ontology annotation, molecular function: nucleic acid binding; zinc ion binding. NCBI's taxonomy places the organism in Eukaryota, Metazoa, Arthropoda, Insecta, Lepidoptera, Gelechiidae. The record is from RefSeq and is a predicted model, not a curated record. The coding region runs from base 1 to 2313 and encodes 770 amino acids.